AUGUCUCCCAUCCCGGAUCGGGUACAUGCUUCGACGUCCCUCAUUCCUUUCCUUGACGGCGACUGUAGAGAGCUUUCUCUCUCCAUCCCAAAGCACAUCACAUCUUGACAAUAGGAAUGUCCUAUCCAAAAUCGACAGGUGCAGGUCGGAAAUUCUCCAUUAUACAAGGUAGAGAGAAUGUUGGGUGCAGGAGGUUUUGGGCUGGUCUACAUUGGACGAAGGGUGGCUGGUGGAUCUCAGGGCGAUGGGCCCAAUGCCUUUAAGGUUUAGUUUCAACCUCCCAUCACUCCUGCCAAGGGAAUCUUUAAAUACUGCUGUUUUAUGUUGUCUCUUUCAUUUUCCUGCGGUGGGUGUAGGUAGCACUGAAGUUUGAGCAUAGAAAUAGCACGGGUUGCAGAUUUGGCCCCCCAUAUGAAUGGCAAGUUUAUGAGUAAGAAGACACCCCCUACUGCUCUAAUUUAUUACGUAUUGUGUCGAUCUAAAACUACGUUCUUCAUCUGACUUUGUGAAUAUGGUUUUAGCCAUCUCAAGGGAUGCUAUGGAUUGCCUAGGGUGCACUACAAGGGCCGCCAAGGAGAUUAUUUCGUCAUGGUUGGCGUAGAGUCUUUCAUUUUAUUGUUUCCUCGAAUUAUGUUUUUUAUUGAAAGCUAAUUAUGAUAUUGUUGAUGAUGAUUGCUGCAGAUCAUGGACAUCCUUGGACCAAGUCUCCUGGAUGUGUUCAUAUCCAUUGGGCAAGUGUAAGAAAAUAAUCUUGACUUCAUAUUCAAAGUCAAUAUUCUGUUGAGAAUUGUGCUAUUGAGUUUGACUAACUCCUUGGACAGAAUGCCACCAAAUAUGGUGGCUUGUAUUGCUGUGGAGGCAAUAUCCAUCCUUGAGAAGCUACACCAAAAAGGGUACGUAUGGCUUUGUGGCAGUGUGAUAUUUUUUCAAUUAAAUUUUUGCAAAGGUCACAGUAAUCAAUUCAUUGCUCCCUUGUGCACUCCCCUCCCUCCCUCCACCCACACAAAAAAAAAAACAUGCCAGGUUUGUGCAUGGAGACGUCAAGCCAGAGAAUUUAUUGUUGGGUAAACCCGGAAGCUCAGGGGAGAAGAAGCUUUUUCUCAUCGACUUUGGGCUGGGUAUGUUGCUGCAUUCCAAUCACUUCUUGUUUUCACCUUUCGCACCUAUUGAUUUUAGAGUAGGGUUUGUUUUUCCAAGUAUAUAAACAAAUUCGUCUUGACUGAGAAGUCCCUGUCUGUAUCAACAUCAGUGAUAUUUUUGUGCUUUGUUCAGAGCCUGUACAAAUGCUAAUUGGUGUCAUUAAUAUUUUAAUCAGCUUCAAUGUGGAGGGACAGUUUGUCAGGCCAGCAUGUCAGCUUAUGCCAACAGCCAGAUAAUUUCAGGUUUUUUGGGAAACGAUAUUCUAUUUUUUCCCUAAAUUCUUAGCUAAGAGGAGGAUUCAUAAAAUCUUACCCCUACCUUACUAUCUAUCUCAUGUUCCCUAGGGGCACAACACGAUAUGCAAGCGUCCAUGCACAUUUAGGCCUCACAGCGAGUAGAAGAGAUGAUCUUGAGUCAUUGGCCUACACUCUGAUUUUUUUGAUUAAAGGAAGGCUGCCGUGGGAAGGCUAUCAGGUUUGCUUUCACCUCUACUUGUACAUGUUCUCCCAUCUCUUUGAUUGAUCACUUGCUGAUUCUUAUGCCAACUAUGUAGGGGAAUGACAAGAGGUUUCUAGUCUUCAUGAACAAGACUGUAACCUCCCCCGAGACGCUGUGUGGUGGCUGUCCCCCUCCUUUUGCACAAUUCCUUGAAGCAGUGAAGAAGAUACAAUUUGUUGAGCAGCCCACCUACUCGAAGCUCAUUUCUCUUUUUGGAAGCUUGAUAUGCCCCCCCUGCACCCUGUUAAAGACCAUUCGGAUUGAUGCAAUUUUGAAGGUGGUUGCAAACAUGACAUCACUAAAAUUACCUCACAUAUUUUUAUUUUAUGUCAGAUGGUUUUAUCUCUUUUUCAUGGCUCUAUCAUCUGUUGUUAAAUAGGCUGACCAUGUUUCCAACAGGUUCACCAAAAACGUGGAAGAUUGCAGGUAAAUAAUGAAGAAGAUGAGUGUCAUAGAAAGAAACGGAUAAAAUGUUUGAUUGAUGACAGACCAUGACCAUGUACAUGUAAGAAUAUAAAUAAAAUCUGUAAAGUGCCAAUUGAGAAAACAUAAAUCUCAUGACUAAAUUAUUUAUUAUUAUUGUUAUUAUUUAUUCAUAAAGAAAACGAUAGUUUAAAAGCCUCAUAUUAAGGGCAUGAAUAUAAUACUUUUUUAAUGUAAUCAUAGCUAUUGAUAAAGGUGUGUAAUUAAUAUUUAUGCAAAAACAGAAACUAUAUCAAUCAAUGAUAAUAAUACAAGACAAUCAUUUAGAGGGCGUGAGUAUAAGUAGAUAUUUAUAUCAUAGUUACUCUUGCUAGGAAUAUGUAUCAUUUAUUGCCAACAUUUAAACUUUAGAAAUGUUUUGUACCUACUAUCUAUUCACCUUAGAAAUGGCACCACUUUGGACGUAACCUAUUGAGUACAGGAAUAUAAUAUGUUUAAGUACAUUCACACUUACAAAUUAUCAGAAAUAAUUAUUAGACCGAUAAAUGUAAAUUUUAUGCAUAAAUAAUGAAUAUUACUUUUUUAUAAGAAAGCUGGCACAUAAAAAUACAGUAUUAAAGGGAAGAAAUCUAAUAUUAUUUCAUACAAUCAUAAUGAUUAGUUGCAAUGAAUAAUUACUAUAGUUUACCAAAAUGAAAAUUUUAUCAGUAAAUAAAUGAACACUACAAGUAUUGGAUUAAAUGGCACGAAUUUGAUAGUUUAGGUUAUAUUUAUAAUUACUAAUCACUAUGAUUAAAAUUAUUUAUUAGAAUAUGUAAAGUUAUGAAGAAAUAAGAAUUAUGUAUUGGAAGCUUAUGUGUCCACCAAAGGACACACAUCCACCCCAUAAUGUGUUUAGAACCACAUGUAGUCCAAAACUGAAAGUAAUGUAAUGUCGUAAUUGGUUCCCAUCAUAGUAAAAGUAUGAUUUCUUUAGUGAUGAUCUAAAAAUUAAGAAGCAUCUAGAUUCAUAGAAGAUUGGGUAUAUAAAGAGGAGUUUGAAAUAAAAGUCGCAUAGUUAUGCUUUGUAAUGUUUUCAAUUUGAAAAGCAUAUCUUGACAAAGUUAAAUCUUAUAUGAUUCACAUGAAUGAAUGUCAUCGUAUAUACUUUUUAUACAUUGCACCCUCUAGAUGUUUUCCUAAACUUGAAGAAAAAUGUACCCAUCGUCAAAUCUUGAUUCAUUCUAUUGAUGAGUGGAAAAUAAAUUUCUUGUCUAAACUAAGACUUUAAGCAUAAGUAGGAAGUUAUUGUAUUAACAAGUGUGCCGACCAUCACAUUUAUAAGGAUAAUGAAUUAAUCAUGGAAAGUAUUUAUUGAAACAAAUUAUUAUCUAUUUUGACUGUAGUCUAAUGUACAAUUGUAAUUAAGAGUUACAUAAUUCUAUAUGAGACCCCUAUUAAAUGUUUUUGAGCCAAAUCUAUAUUGUAUAUAAAUAGUUUUACACAUAUAAAAUAAGGUUUUUUUCUUUUUAAGAGCACAUGUAUAAUAUUUUCAAGUAAAUUGAUAAUAUUUUCAAGUAUAAUAUUUUUACCUUUAUUAUUUGUUAAUAUAAUGUCUUUUUUUGUCAUAAUAGGAAACCAUUGAUACAUUUUCAUUAUCAUGAGUUAAUAAUUAGUAAAUAAUAUAUUUUUAACCUUAACUCAUGACAAAUAGACUUAUAUUUCUGUUAAAUUAUGAAAAAUAGUUUUCAAUCGGUUAAUAUGAUUGUUUUAGCUAAUUAGGUAAUUGUCUAUGCAUUUAUAUAAUUUUUAUAGUCCUAUUUUUGAGAUAAAUCAAGAAAAAGAAAUGAAAAUAAAAAUAUAGCAAAAAGAGCGGACUUGUUAGCCAACUGGCCCUGCAAGCAGGUCAGAAGCGUAGUCAAGGGGAGCCACGAGUAGGGGCUCGGGUGUCUAGGACUAAUGGGGGCAUGUGUGUGCCACUCCCCUUCUACUUGAUUAGUGGCCAACUAGGUUUGAGGUAAGGAGUGGUCUUACAUGUGAGAGAAAAGUACUCAUUACUUGUUGACAUGAGUCAAUCGUUGUAUAUUAAAUCACGCAAAUCUAAAAUUUAUAAAACUAGAAAAUACAAAUUUUUAGAUAUUUAGAAGUAUUUCUAAAUAAAUAUAUCAAUUAUAAUUCAAUAAGACUUCCAAAAAUAGCGAUCAUUUUCCAAGUCGAGCAUAGAGAUAUAAUAUAAUAUGUGGUAAGUAUUCAUAAUUUUUCUCAAUGAAUAUGAUUUUCUAUGAAUUUUAUACUAGGAAAUAAAAAGGAAAUAUAUUUAAAAUUCACAAAAAAGGAAAAUAAGGGUGCGGAUGUCAAGAUGACAUCAGUGCCUGGCAAACACGAAUUAGGUAGAAAUAGAGUUCCGUCCGACAAUUCUUAUGUAAGUGAUUAUAUACGAUUUAAUUAAUCAAAUUAAGAUUUAUUAAAGUCAGAAGAAUCGUAAUAGAAUGAAGUAUAUUUUGGUAAAUUAAAAUCACAAAAAUUAUCACUAAUUUUUAAUGAAACAUAAAGUAAGUUGAAAGUAGGAAAAUAGAGUUCCGGUGUCGUGAUGGUGAUGUGUCGACGAUGCACUAGAAUCCUGAGUAUUUGGGAGGAUCGCCGUGUAGUGUCCACAACCUCAAAAGCUCUCCUUAGACAAAGAUGACGUGGGUCUAAAGACUUCCUUGCGAACUCUAAAGAUCAAUGAAGUGGGUCGUUGAAUCGUCUCCAGCGGCUGUCACCCGGUAGAGCAGAAAAAUGACGACUUUGUGGCUCUUUGGCGGCUGUCACCCAACGGAGAGGAGCUGGAUGGCGGUGGGGCACGAGUCAAGGAGCUUCAUCCUCCAGUCUAUGCAGCAAGAGGAGGCUCUUCAUCGCAUUUGGUAUGCUCUUAGGAGGUGGCGACUCGUCUCCCGGCAGAUCAUCCUCUUCCCGACAAUAGCUUGUUCGUCGAUCAAUCGGAGAUGCUUUACUCGAUGGAUUCAUGAUCUUUUUAUGACGAAUUGUUCAGUAAUUUUAGUAAUAAUGCUCCGCGAAUCAUGUUGACGAGAUUUUUGCCAAUGAUCUAGCAAUUCUGGUUGCUUAAUCCUUCAUCCACGAUCUACAGGAAAGUCAUGAUAAUCAGAUAAAAAAAAUAUGAGUUUUGACUCUAGUAGGAUUCGAACCUAUGUUGGUUGCUUGCCCUCCUUCUGAGGAAGAUGUGACGUGGGUUUAGUCUCACAUCGGUUCUGUGCCAAAUUUAUGAGCGAAUAUAUAGUAAUGUUAGAUUUCUAAGCAAAGUCUCUUCUCUCACAUAUACAACCACUCCUUACCUCAUAGUUAGCUGACCACAGUGACAUGGAAGGAAAGUGGCACACACAUGCCCCUAUCUAUCCAAGCCACUCGAGCCCUUACUCGCGGCUACUCCCCAACAACGCUUUCAACCUGCUUGUGGGCCUGGUUGACUGGCGGGUCCCCCUCAUUUUGUCUUAGUUUUAUUUUUUUAUUUCUUUUUCAUCAUUUAUCUCAAAAGUAAAACUAUAAAAAUCAUAUAAUUUUGUGUAAAAUCAUAUAAUUACCUAAAAAUUCAUAUUAAUCAAUUGAAAACCACUUUUCACACUUUAACGUAAAUAUAAGUCUAUUUAUUAUGAGUUAAGGCUAAAACUAUGUUAUUUACUAAUUAUUAACUCAUGAUAGUGAAGACUUAUCACUUGUAAAUGUGAUAUUACUAUAUAUUCGCCUAAAACUUUGGUGCACAAGCGAUGUGGGACUAAACCCACAUCACACCUUCCCUUGAAAGGCUUUGAAGAUUUUAAUACCUAAAUUACUCCUUAGUUAUAAUAGAGAUAUACUAUGACGACGUCACGUGAUAAGGGCAUUGGAGUACUUAUUGCAAUCUCUCUCAUGUAGGCGGGCAAUCAGCACGAGUUUGAAUCCUCCUAGCGCCCAAUAAAGGAUUAUCUCGACUUUCUUGUAGAUUACCAAUAAAAGAUUAAGCCACUAAAAUUGUUAGAUCAUUGGCAAAAAACUUGUCAAUGCAAUUCACAAUCUGCCAAGAGAUGAGUUGCCACCUUUUGAGAGCAUAUUGAAUGUGAUUAAGAGCCUCCUCUUGCUAUAGAAACCUGAGGAUGAAGCUCCUUAACACGCGCCCCACCUCCAUCUAGCUCUUUUCCGCUAGGUGACUGAUAAGUCUUCAUUAUCAUGAGUUAAUAAUUAGUAAAUAAUAUAGUUUUAGCCUUAGCUCAUGAUAAAUAGACUUAUAUUUGUGUUAAAGAAUGAUUUUUGGUUUUCAAUUGAUUAACGUGAAUUUUUGGGUAAUUAUGUGAUUUUAUACAAUUUUUAUAGUCUUACUUUUGAGAUAAAUGAAGAACAAGAAAUAAAAAUAAAAAUAUUGUAAAAAUGGGGGGACCCGCCAGCCAGCCGUGCCCCCAAGUGGGCCGGAAGCACAGUCGGGGAGUAAGCCGUGAGCAGGGGCUUGAGCGGCUUGGUUUGGGGACGGAUCGACAGGGCAUGCGUACGCCACUCCCCUUCCACGUCACCGGUGGCCAGCCGGCUGUGGGGCAAGGAGUGGUCAUACACGCGAGAGAAGGGACUUUGCUCACAAAGCUAACAUUACUAUAUAUUCGCCCGAAGAAUCGGCGUACAACCGAUGUGGGACUAAACUCGCGUCACACCUUCUUCAGGCAGGGCGACCGGCGCGGGUUCGAAUCCUCCCAGAGUCAAAAUUCAUAUAUUUUUAUCUGAUUAUCGCGACUUUCCUGCAGAUCGCCAGUGAAGGAUUAAGCAACGAGAAUCGCUGAAUCAUCGGCAAAAAUCUCGUCAACGCGAUUCGCGGAGCAUUGCUACUAAAAUUGUUGAACGAUUCGCGAUAAAAGGAUCGCGAAUCCAUCGAGUAAAUCAUCUCCGAUUGAUCGACGAACAAGCCGUCGUCGGGAAGAGGACGAUCCGCCGGGAGACCAGUCGCCACCUCCUGAGAGCGUACCAGAUGCGAUGAAGAGCCUCCUCUUGCUGCGCGGACCUGAGGAUGAAGCUCCCUAACACGCGCCCCACCUCCAUCCAGCUCCUCUCCGUCGGGUGACAGCCGCCGGAGAGCCGCAAAGUCGCCGUUUUUCCGCUCCGCCGGGUGACAGCCGCCGGAGACGAUUCGACGACCCACUUCAUUGAUCUCUAGACUUCGCGAGAAGAUCUAGAGAUUGCCCACGUCGUCUUUGUCCAAGGAGAGCCUUCGAGGCCGUGGACACUACACGACGAUCCUCCCGAAUGCUCAGGAUUCCGGUGCAUCGCCGACGCAUUGCCGUCGCGACGCCGGAACUCUAUUUUCCUGCUUUCAAUUUAAUUUAUGCUUCAUUUAG
Spirodela intermedia is the source of this 7391-nucleotide messenger RNA. The record is from the annotation of a GenBank genome assembly. Lineage: Eukaryota; Viridiplantae; Streptophyta; Magnoliopsida; Alismatales; Araceae.